AUGUCAACCGCUUCAACACCUUCAACACCUGCACCUGUGCGGAUACCUCUGGAACUGAAACAAGUAGUGGAAAGCGAAAUCAAAGAAUGGCAUUUUCAUAUAUAUUUCCAUCAGAAUAAUGCAGAAGAAAAUGCGGCUGCUCUCAAACUGCGGGACUCUGUUCUCCGUUUGCGCAGAGACGGUGCAUUCGUUGCGGUACCACUCUUUCGAGUGAACACGGCGCCUAUUGGCCCUCAUCCAGUUGGGUCGUACGAGAUCUGGGUCCCUCAGGAAACAUUCUCAGCCGUCUUUUCAUAUUUAUGCAUGAAUCGAGGUAAUCUUAGUAUUCUUGUCCAUCCAUUGACCAGAGAGCAGCGAAAGUCAGCUGAGGACCACGACACCCGUGUAGCAUGGAUUGGACCCUCUUACCCCCUUGAUUUGACUGCUUUGCCUUUGAGAAGCGAAGAGAUACCGCUCCAAUACCCCUCACUAAGACUUGGCUAUUCUGCGAAGCCCCAGCUGACACUCGAAAUGCGCAUGAAACUUGGCGCUAACGUCGAGCAUCUUUUGGCGUCCGAGAAGGAAGCCGCACGCGCUCCUCCAAGAGUAUGA
This is a messenger RNA of Psilocybe cubensis, 591 nucleotides long. RefSeq lists its product as uncharacterized. NCBI's taxonomy places the organism in Eukaryota, Fungi, Basidiomycota, Agaricomycetes, Agaricales, Agrocybaceae. The record is from RefSeq and is a predicted model, not a curated record. The transcript is spliced from 8 exons. Bases 1 to 591 code for a protein of 196 amino acids.